AAACUACAAAAAUCGAGAAAAUGGUUUGUUUUUUUUUUCUAAAAAAUGUUGCCGUUAAAAAAAAGCAGAUUUCACCGUUGGAAAAAAGAAGAUUUCACCUCUUUAAAAUGGGCUGAUUAUUUGAGGAGUAGAGCAGACUCUUCUUUUUCUUUUGUGUUUUUCUGUUUAAUUUUCUCUGUGUUGUGUGUUUUUAGCGUGGCCAUGCCUCUGUUUUGAGUUUUGCUUGUGAUUUCUGGUUUUAAAUUCGUUAUGUGUUUUUAUUUUCCUUUUCUUGUUUGCAUUUGUUUACUAUGUUUGAAUUCAUCUUCUUCUGUUUGUAUACUAUGUUUGAAUUCAUCUUCUUCUGUUUGUAUACUAUGUUUUCAUUUGAUUACCUUGUUUGAAUUCUUUUAUUUUUUCAGUUUUCUUGGUAUUUUGUGUAUUUUCUUCCUGUAGGUGGUGAUUUUUUAAUGGGGCAUGGGCGCAGGCAACAACAAGGAGAACUAUACAUUCGACAAAGUGGUUAAUUGGAGAUGCGCCCAGAAAAUACUCGGUUUAGUGGCACCAUUAUUGGUAUAGGUGAUGUCGAUCCAGUGAGAUGGCCAGCUUCAGAAUGGAGGUCCCUUGAGGUGUAAUGGGAUGAAAUCUCAAUGGUUAGCCAUCCAGAAAGGGUCUCACCAUGGGAAAUUGAGCCAUUUGUGGCUCUAGUUUCACUGAAUCUUUUGCCUGCAGCGAGGAGCAAGCGACCUCGAGCGAAUACACUUCUAGUGUCUCCAUGUUUUUCAAUUCUGGGUUCAAGUCAGGCCUCUAGUGAUUCUAUGCAGGUUCCCACAUUUACUAGGGUCUUGCAAGGUCAAGAGCCAAGGACCUUGGGAUCUGGUGACAGUGAUGCAGAAAACACCCAUAGUUCAAUGAUGUGGAGAUCCAAAUUGGAAGACUUUACAACAGACGAUCUAGCAAUAAGAAGGGUGGGAUCUGAAUCUUGGUUGCACUUGCUGAAGAACCAAUUGCACUUUGCUGAUGGCUUUUCUGGUCUUCAGGGUACAGGAGUCUAUUGGACAUCCAGACUCUCACCAGGACUCUCACUCAGAUGGUCGCUCUGUUCAUGGCCGACAUGAUGCAUGCUGAUUUGCCACUUUAUAGCUCAUGUGUUUAUCUUUUUAUAUAUGUAUUCCAGACUUUCAUUUAGACAUGCACGUAUUGCUACAUUCAGACUUACUUUACAUUUUUAUAUAUUCAAAGUUACUUUAUAUUGAGCUUUUA
Cryptomeria japonica (Japanese cedar) is the source of this 1242-nucleotide messenger RNA. RefSeq names its product auxin response factor 2A. Lineage: Eukaryota; Viridiplantae; Streptophyta; Pinopsida; Cupressales; Cupressaceae. The record is from RefSeq and is a predicted model, not a curated record. The transcript is spliced from 5 exons. The coding region runs from base 630 to 1097 and encodes 155 amino acids.